Molecule: messenger RNA, 1905 nt
Organism: Stylonychia lemnae
Lineage: Eukaryota; Ciliophora; Spirotrichea; Sporadotrichida; Oxytrichidae
Source: the annotation of a GenBank genome assembly
AUGAUCUCACUACCAAAAUAUUUGUCUUAAUUGAUUAGCAAAGGUGCAUUAAAGACUAUGCCUGCUCUUCUAGAAAAGAUUUAAGUAACUCCAGAAAGAAAUAAGGACUGGGACUACACAUCACCCUCAGCAAUAAAGAUUUAUAAUAUGACUAAGAAAAGCGGGUCAUUUGGUUUCCCUACUUGUCAGGAGUUAGCUAAUGCUGUAGUUGCUAAUAUUGAACCAGAAAAUCCAGCUAUUGAAAAGAUUGAAUUGAAACAGGCUGGUCAAGGUGAUCCUUCAAAGGCUGGAUUCUUCCUAAAUAUUACCCUCAAGAAUGAAUUCAUCGAAAAUGAAGUAAUGAAACUACUCAAAGUCUAACAUCUAAGUGUCGAAGAGGAAGAAAAAAAAGAAAGAUAAAGAGUAGUUGUUGAUUUUUCAAGUCCUAAUAUUGCUAAAAACAUGCAUGUCGGCCAUUUAAGAUCUACCAUUUAAGGAGAUAGCAUUUGUAGAGUUUUAGAAUUCAUGGGAUAUGAUGUUUUAAGAACAAACCACUUAGGUGAUUGGGGAACUCAAUUUGGAAUGUUGAUUGCAGAACUAGAUGACAAAUUUCCAGACCUUAUUAAUUAGGAUGUCGAUCUAGGGGAUCUACAAGUCUUUUAUAAAAGUGCAAGAAAGAGAUUUGAUACCGAUGAUGAAUUCAAAAAGAGAUCUUAAGAAAAUGUUGUCAAACUUCAAUCAGGUGAUGAGCAUUGUAUGGUAUCAUGGAAAUUCCUAUGUGACAUAUCAAGAUUGGAGUUUUAAAAGAUAUAUGAGAGACUUGAUAUUAAAAUUGAAGAAAGAGGAGAGUCUUUCUAUAACCCAUUGCUGAAACCUUUAGUGGAAGAGUUAGAAGCUAGAGGAUUCACUAAGGAUGAUAAGGGUGCAAAAUGCAUCUUUAUACCAAAAUAAAAGGUACCUCUUAUGGUAUAAAAAAGUGAUGGAGGAUUCAAUUAUGAUACUACUGAUAUUGCAGCUCUUAGAUAUCGUAUUGAAGAGUAAAAGGGAGACUGGCUAAUCUAUAUUACGGAUAGUGGAUAAGAACUUCAUUUUAAAUUACUAUUUGAGGGAGGUAAACUUAUAGGAAUAUAUGAUCCAGCAAAAACAAGAAUCGACCAUAUGGGAUUCGGUUUAGUGCUAUAAGAGUCAGAGGAAGAAGUGAAACAAGAGGACUCUAAAGAAGAGGAGAAAAAAGGAGAAGAGAAGAAAGGAGGAGAAAAAAAGAAGAAAAUUGAAAAAAUGAAAUCUCGUGAUGGCGAUACUGUAAAGCUACAAUCACUGCUAGAUGAAGCAAAAGCAAGAGCUUUAAAAAUAUUUACAGAGAGACUCCAUGAAUAAGAUGCAAAUCAUGAGGAAAGUAAGGGACAGUAAAGCAAAGUAUAAGUUCAGGAGAGUGAUCUAGAAUAAACUGCCGAAAUCCUUGGUAUCUCAUCAAUCAAAUACUAUGACUUGAAGCAAAACAGAAUCUAAAACUAUGUAUUCUCAUUCGAUAAGAUGCUUGAUCCAAAAGGUAACACUGGUGUCUAUCUUCAAUAUGCUUAUGUCCGUGUUCUCUCAAUUAUGAGAAAAGCUAACUAUAGCCCAGAGCAACUUGAAGAAAUAUUGUAAAAUGAAAGAUUUGUUAUUACUCAUAAACGUGAAAGAGAAUUAGCCUUGUCACUUCUCAGACUUCCUGAACAAAUAGACUUGACUUUAUCAGAACUCCAAGUCAACCGUAUCACUGAACUACUCUAUGAAAUUGCAGUCAAGAUUUCAGAAUUCUACAGUGAAUGCAAGGUUAUUGGCUCUCCAGAAGAAAAAUCAAGAAUCCUUUUAUUGGAAGCAACCAGAAAAACUAUGAAGCAAGUAUUCACUCUACUUGGAAUGCAAACUAUUGAGAGAAUUUGA